Eruca vesicaria subsp. sativa (arugula) is the source of this 222-nucleotide messenger RNA. The record is from the annotation of a GenBank genome assembly. NCBI's taxonomy places the organism in Eukaryota, Viridiplantae, Streptophyta, Magnoliopsida, Brassicales, Brassicaceae.
AUGGCAGCGGUUACGUAUUCUCAUUCUCUGGUGUUCUUUGCGUUAUUCUGCAAAUCGCACAACCCCCAAACGCGCGUGAAAGUUUGCAUAGCUCGAAGAGGCGAUUCAUCGACGAUUUCGCACCGGAGAUCUCAGAUUCGCUUGGAGUUUGGAGACCUCAAAGAGUCCGUCAAGCGGUGGAUUCUGCUCGUCGUCCGUGCCGGAUGUGAUUUUGAUUUGUAA